Acanthosepion pharaonis is the source of this 1116-nucleotide messenger RNA. The record is from the annotation of a GenBank genome assembly. Lineage: Eukaryota; Metazoa; Mollusca; Cephalopoda; Sepiida; Sepiidae.
AUGCGCCCCACUUCCUUGCGGUGGCAUUUGGGCAACGCCUUAGGGCGGCCAAGCGGGCGUACCGGCCAAAGCGUUACGGGCUGGUGGGCGGAGUGGUGUGACGCGCAUGAACGGAUCAACGAGAUUCCCACUGUCCCUACCUACUAUCUAGCGAAACCACAGCCAAGGGAACGAGCUUGGAACGAUCAGCGGGGAAAGAAGACCCUGUUGAGCUUUCCUCUACAUAGGCGGGAGACACGCCUUUGUCGGCGUCGGAAGCACGGUAGCAGGUGCGGUUGCGGGGACGGGGGUUUGCGGCUGGGGGGGUUCGCCUCUCGACGUUCACUCUCCGCCUCCCACUUCCGUUUUCUUCUCUGUCGGGCGGGGCCUACGCCCUCCUCGGUGGGCCGGCGUUUCGUUCGUCCCGGUUUUUCCCGGCCCUCGCCGCGACCGGCGUCGUUCGGUGUCGUCGAACCUGAAAUACCGCCACUUCCGUCGCUUCCUCGCUCACCCGGUGAAAAAGGGGACGGGUCGCUCGGCGGCCCUCUUGCUAGCGCCAAGGGCGCGGGCUCCCCCCCCCCCGAUUGGGGCCCGCGCUCGACCCUUAGCCGGGGACCGUGCCGGGCGUGGAGUUUGACUCGGGCGGUACGUCUGUCAAACGGUAACGCAGGUGUCCCAAGGCGAGCUCAGCGAGGACGGAAACCUCGUGAAGCAAAAGGGCAAAAGCUCGCUCGAUCUCGAUUUUCAGUACGAAUACGGACUGCGAAAGCGUGGCCCAUCGAUCCUUUCCGAGCGGAGAGCUCCGUUCCGCCGAGAGGUGUCAGAAAAGUUACCACAGGGAUAACUGGCUUCUGGCGGCCAAGCGUUCGUACCGGAACCGCUACCGGUGCCGUCACGGUAUUACGAAAGGCGUCUCUUUUCGUUCCGCUGGGGCCAGCCGUAGCGGACGUCGUCGUCGCUAGGGGCGGCCGCGUUCGUCGGUGGCGCUCGUCGUCCGCUACUUCGGCUGCUGUCGCUUCGCACGCAGCGACGUCCGUGAACGGGCCACCCGAUUUGACAUCCGCAACAGGCGGGAUUUUGCCGUCGCCGUCUUAUUUCGAACCCCCCGUGGAGCGUGAGACGAGGGGUCGCUCGUAG